Vicia faba (fava bean) is the source of this 1125-nucleotide messenger RNA. NCBI's taxonomy places the organism in Eukaryota, Viridiplantae, Streptophyta, Magnoliopsida, Fabales, Fabaceae. The record is from the annotation of a GenBank genome assembly.
AUGGCUACUCUAACCUUCAACUCCACAACACUCAAAACGCCAUCUUUCAACUACCCCAACUCCAUUAUCACCAAACUCUCCUCAUCAAAACCCACCAUCAAAUUCCCAUUUUUCACCAAGAAAAAACUCUUCCUUCAACUUCAAACACGUUCUGCAUCAGAAACUUCAGUAACAACAACAACAACCCAGAAAGACAUUGAAGAAGACAAAGAAGACCCAACUGCUGAAACAUGUUAUCUUGACCCUGAAACUGAUCCUGAUGAGAUAUUAAGCUGGGAGUUGGAUUUCUGUUCUAGGCCAAUUCUUGAUGCUAGAGGAAAGAAAGUUUGGGAGCUUGUUGUUUGUGAUAAAUCUCUUUCACUUCAGUAUACUAAGUAUUUUCCUAAUAAUGUUAUUAAUAGUAUCACUCUUAAGGAUUCUAUUGUUGGGAUUUGUGAUGAGUUGGAUCUACCUGUGCCUAGAAACAUUCGCUUCUUUAGGGCACAGAUGCAGACGAUUAUUACGAAAGCGUGUAAGGAGCUUGGUAUAAGAGCUCUUCCGAGUAAACGGUGUUUGUCAUUACUUUUAUGGCUUGAAGAACGUUACGAGACUGUAUAUACGAAACAUCCUGGAUUUCAAAAGGGAUCCAAGCCUCUUUUGCCAUUAGACAAUCCGUUUCCCACGAAACUUCCCGAAGAUCUUUUUGGUGAAAGAUGGGCGUUUGUUCAGUUACCUUACUCAGCUGUCCGAGAAGAGGCCUCGGCCUCAGAAGAAAGAUUUGGCUAUGGUUCUGGACUAGAUCUUGAUUUAUUGGGCAUUGAAAUCGACGAGAAGACGUUGAUCCCAGGACUCGCUGUUGCAUCUUCUCGUGCUAAAAUAUUAUCAGCUUUUAUGAAUGGAUUGGAGCUCUGCGCCAUUGAAGCGGACACUGCUCGCGCUAACCUGACUCUUUCGGUUGCGAUUUCGACUCGAUAUGUAUAUGCGACGUAUAAAAAAAGUCCUACAUCGACUAAAGAAGCUGAAGCAUGGGAAGCAGCUAAGAAAGCUUCAGGAGGUUUGCAUUUCCUUGCAAUCCAAGAUGAGUUAGAUUCUGAAAACUGUGUUGGCUUCUGGCUUUUGCUAGACUUGCCUCCUCCACCUGUAUAA